Sciurus carolinensis (gray squirrel) is the source of this 1387-nucleotide messenger RNA. It is a transcript of the gene Med7, whose product is annotated as mediator complex subunit 7. Gene Ontology annotation, biological process: regulation of transcription by RNA polymerase II. The transcript has 2 exons. Gene Ontology annotation, cellular component: mediator complex. Bases 85 to 786 code for a protein of 233 amino acids. Gene Ontology annotation, molecular function: transcription coregulator activity. NCBI's taxonomy places the organism in Eukaryota, Metazoa, Chordata, Mammalia, Rodentia, Sciuridae. The record is from RefSeq and is a predicted model, not a curated record.
AGCAAACCGGAAGUCGGAUUUCGGCUGCGGUGGCGAAGGCUACUGCCUGGGUAAACCGAGAGCUGAGGUUCUUGAUCUUUUACAAUGGGUGAACCACAACAAGUGAGUGCACUUCCACCACCUCCUAUGCAGUACAUCAAGGAAUAUACAGAUGAAAAUAUUCAGGAAGGCUUAGCUCCCAAGCCGCCUCCUCCAAUUAAAGACAGUUAUAUGAUGUUUGGCAACCAGUUCCAGUGUGAUGACCUUAUCAUCCGUCCUUUGGAAAGUCAGGGCAUUGAACGGCUUCAUCCUAUGCAAUUUGAUCACAAGAAGGAACUGAGAAAACUCAAUAUGUCUAUCCUUAUUAAUUUCUUGGACCUUUUAGAUAUCUUGAUAAGGAGCCCUGGGAGUAUAAAACGAGAAGAGAAGCUAGAAGAUCUUAAGCUGCUAUUUGUACAUGUGCAUCAUCUUAUAAAUGAAUACCGACCCCACCAAGCAAGAGAGACCUUGAGAGUCAUGAUGGAGGUACAGAAACGUCAACGACUUGAAACAGCCGAGAGGUUUCAGAAGCACCUGGAACGAGUAAUUGAGAUGAUUCAAAAUUGUUUGGCUUCCUUGCCUGAUGAUUUGCCUCAUUCUGAAGCAGGGAUGAGAGUAAAAACUGAGCCAAUGGAUGCUGAUGAUAGUAAUAAUUGUACUGGACAGAAUGAACAACAAAGAGAAAAUUCAGGUCAUAGAAGGGACCAGAUUAUAGAAAAAGAUGCUGCUUUGUGUGUUCUAAUUGAUGAAAUGAAUGAAAGACCAUGAAAGAUAUUUCUCUUUUUUCAUUUUGUUAAAUAACAUCAUAUAGUCCUCACUUGUGGGCAGUCUUAACAGAGGUAUAACUAAAAAUAUAAAGGAAUUUGUUUGUCUUGAUGCCAGUUUUUCAGUGGUGAGAUGCCUUAGGCAGUAAUUUCACUGUGGAACAAGCUUAGGCAAAUGAAUACACCUACAUAAGAGAAAUCACCUUAAAACGUAAAGUGUUUGCUGUUGUGUGGGAUAGUCCGAUUUUUGGAGUAGCAAUAAAAUUUUGAAGAUAUCCUUAGUACUAACUAGCAGGCUGUCAUCCUUGAAAAAGUAUCUUGUUAUAUGCUUGAAUAAUGAUGGAUAAAGGAUAUUGAUAUAAAUGUGAAAGUAUGAAAUUUUUAGACUAUUUCAUUAAAUAGUUUGCUUAAUCUCCAAAAAGCAUGUUGAAAGAGGAACCCAGAUGAAUUAAAAAACAGGAACUCUUCCUCAUAUCUAUUUCUGUACACUCACUAUCUCGGCCUCUUCUCUCUAACCUACAUGGAAUGUUGAGGUGGGAAUUUCAUAAGUUAUUUUUCCAAUUAUUCAAGUAGUAAGUUCUUUUUUUUUUUUUUUUUUUUUUUUU